Messenger RNA from Exaiptasia diaphana, 3425 nucleotides. RefSeq names its product CMT1A duplicated region transcript 1 protein. Gene Ontology annotation, molecular function: protein binding. NCBI's taxonomy places the organism in Eukaryota, Metazoa, Cnidaria, Anthozoa, Actiniaria, Aiptasiidae. The record is from RefSeq and is a predicted model, not a curated record.
UUCAAGUGUUUGCGAACGGUCGAAAAACAGAAAGCCAGCUCAUUGAGUUCUCGCACUUGCGAUUGGAAAACAGGAGAAACACUUGAAAAAUUUGGCUUACAAAGAAGUUGUGACAAUUGGUAUUAAYAUUCAACGGCUGGAAAAAGUCUGUGUCGACGCCGUAGAGGAUGAAAAUGCGAGACUACCGUCAUAACAACAAAGGCUGCUGCAAGUUUCCAACAGUGAUUUAUUAUUGCUCAUAAUUUUGGUCAAAUUAUCCUAAUUCAAGUUAAAAGUUACUUGUGGAUAAUGGCAGAUUCGGCAACAACACUAAUGCGUUCUAUAGACUACUUUACCAAGACUAGGAUGCGCCAGCCUAACAAGAAUUCUAAAGUUUAUGAGCUCAGCAUAAGCAGAGCUCCUGAGCUACGAUGUGUGAACAGCUCCGUGAAGUCAUGUAUGGCUUGCGAAGCUUGCAGACUUGUUGUCAUCCUAAAUCAAGCCAAACAGUGGUUUGUACGGUGUGGUGAUCCUGCCAAAAGGCGAUUUAUUAUAGGACUUAUUCGUCGCAUUGAUUCAAUGGACUUGUUUUCGUAUAUGAGCUUUCUACUUCAACCUUUACAAAACAAAGAUUUCACAUACACGAGGUCACGAAGUCGUCCUAGCCUUCAGUCAGAUASUUCUUCGCCUCCAACGAAUCAUGCUUUAGAUGAAGAACUUCUYGAUAAGGCUAUCGAAGAUACAUGGCAGUGSUUUUCAGAAAGCACUUAUUGGACUAAAUUGAAUUUCUUGUUGGGYAUAAUGCAGCAUUGUGAUUCKCAAUUGUUGUUUAUAAUGUCGUACACAAUCAAGACAAUGGCACAACGAGAAAGAAGAAAAUUAAAAGCCGUUGACGAAGGAAUACUGGAAGAAGAUGAAAAUGAAUACAUGUCCUUAUGCAGCGAAAUGACAAAAAGUGACAUAUCAGAAAUAGACAACAAUUCCGAAAUGGAACAUACAUCACAUACCCCAUCAAUUACAAGCUCAGCAAWAUCACAAUCUCCUGGUACCAUUAAAAAACAUUCGGCAGAUGACACCUCGAAAACUGACUCAAUACRGGACCCAUCUCAAACUUGGUCUGCAUUCAGGGGAUCCCCUGCAAGYGCCACGCAAUCUGUUCCAUGUAUAACUCCGUCUACCAUCUGCAGUAAAAAGUCAAGGGCAGUUCAUUCUGCUCCACCACAGCAAAGAAUCCAGUCCUCCAGGAGCUCGGCAAUAACCUUUGACAAGGAUAUGUUCAGUGAUGAUUAUAUCUCGGGAGAAGAUGACGAGGAUAUUGAUGACAAUUUGACARUUGACCCUUCGGCUUGCGUUGUUGCCUCACCUUCUUUGUURUACAGCGGAAUUGCAAAGUAUAAGGACUUUAUUCGWUGUUUACCUGUGCAUCUAUCAAAAUAUAUCCUUAAAUUACUGGAUGUCAAUAGUCUUACAAACUGUUUAUGUAUUACAAGACACUGGAGGAUACUUGCCGAGGAAGUCAAGGCUGAUUAUAUGGUUCAUCAGUUGAUGGCGGAAGAGAUUAUGUUGAUGCAGGGUGCAUCUGCGCAAGGUAUGAACCCACGUUAUGCCAAACUAAUGCCAAUACAUGUCCCUCGACUGGAGGAUAAAACUGAUGAAAGAAGCUUCGCAAUAAAAGUCAAACACACCAAGGGCAGGGACCUUAGGGAGUGUUAUGAGUGCUGGGAUAUCAAGCGUGGAAACUGCAAAUGUAUCUUCCGUGGACACCGUGCAACAGUGAUGUGUAUCAGUCUCCAUGGCAACAAUCUAGCUUCCGGGUCACGUGACAAGAGCGUCAAAGUAUGGAACUUUACCACUGGAAAAUGUCGACGAACAUUUCGUCAUCGCCAUGUUGUACUUGAUGUCAAGGUGUCCAAAAAUACUGUAGUWAGUGGAUGUGAGGGUGGGAAAGUCAAAGUCUGGGACAUCGAGUCUGCAUCACUGUUUAAGACACUCGAUGGUCACCACCGUGCUAUAACAUGCUUAAAGUUCGACUCCUACCAUAUCAUUACUGGAAGUAUGGAUGGMUAUGCCAUGGCAUGGAGUGCAGUUGGACAACACAAGAAAUGUCUACAGGCCUUCAGACAUCCAAAGGAAGUUCUUUGCCUAGAGUUCCUCUAYUGCCGUGUAAUAACCGGGUCUGCCGACGGAAAGCUACGAAUUUGGAAUCUCUUGAACGGCGAUUGCCUUCGACUGAUACGAGGAAACAGCAGGAAUGACGCCAUAAAYGCAAUAUGUGCCGCUGAUAAUAGACUUGUCAUCAACACCCUGAGUAACCUUUUGAUUUUCAACUUUGAGACUAUUGUAUGGGACUAUACUCUUCCACCCGARCGACCUGAAGGAUUAGGGACAAUCMACUUGUACGGAAAACAUGGRCCUCARAAACAGCCCCGUCAUUACGUGCGCGCUCAAAGACUUCACCGUGCUGACACCAAAGACAGUCUUCCCUCCAGACCUCCUUCGCGCACUACCUUCUUCUACGAUGGAAGCCCCGYGAAGACUGGYAAGAGAAUCACAAGUGCGCCUGCGCGUGCCCAUAGAGACAGCACAGUCAACAGCAUUCAAAACCAUGUGACUAGGAUUUUGAGUUCAAGAAGAAAAGAAGGCACGCGRCCUCAGUCCUCCCCUGCCAAAGUGUCAACGAGUAAGACUAAGRACGAGCGUGACGUAAAUCCWUUCUCUGAGAAUGAUAACAUCACGGAYAUGAUUCAUUUUACGCACGUGAUGCAGACUUAUCCGAAGCCUCCUCCGCUACCCGAUAACCGCGCACCAAGUGUACUAUCACGUGGUCGAUCAGCACCGGUAUUCAGAACUAAAACCCUUCCUCCURAUAAAAGAGGCUGGACAACCUCGGCUGAGGAAGCCAUUACACCUUGUGCAAACAAGAUCAUGUUAACUCCAUCGCAAGCAAAGAUGAAAAUAAAACAGCGGCCGAAAAGCGCACACGUCGACUCCAAAGUAUCAAUCUCGAAGAACCCCUUACAAAGUCUGUCUUGCCUAAACCUCAAAACCUACACAAAUCAAUUAAUAUUCGAGGAAGAGUUAAAGAAAACGUCCACCGAGUCCAACAUUGUCGGAUCAGAGAGAAUCCACCGAAGGGCAGUUUCCGYUGAUCAAGCUCAUCAUCGUCGACCUAAUUCCUGCAUAUGAUUGGUGGAGUGAUACCACGUGACGAGCGAUAUCUGAGCUGAACACCGAAUAUUAACGUGGGAUCUCUAGCACUUCCUACAGCGGCUUUAGUGGUGUUUUCACACYCUCGUGUAUUCAAAUCUAAAAGCCAGUCGGUGUAAUAUAAAAAAAUGAAUAUAUUUUUGUGAAAAAUGGACACACAUCAGAUUUAUAAUCGAAAAUUAUUUUUUUACUGUCAAAAUUUUUAUUUUUGAUACGAAAUAAAAACAAAUUUUAACUUA